This is a messenger RNA of Camelina sativa (false flax), 941 nucleotides long. NCBI's taxonomy places the organism in Eukaryota, Viridiplantae, Streptophyta, Magnoliopsida, Brassicales, Brassicaceae. The record is from RefSeq and is a predicted model, not a curated record.
UAAUCACGAAACUGAAACUAACCAAAAAACAUAUAACUGCAGUCUUUUUUUUUUCCUUUAUUGCCUUAUUGGUGAUGGAACUCCUCAAUAAGGAUCAGAGAGUCAUGUCGGAAGAAGAUACAAAGCCUCAAGAUCCAAAUCCCAGAUUGGCUAGCGAAGGUUGCAGUGUUUUGCUUGACGUUAACGAUGGUGACCGUCUCGUCUUCGCUCGUUUAUCUGGUGGCGCUAUAUUAAAGAUUGGGAAUAAGAAGUAUUCAUUAAAACCAUUGAUCGGAGCUCCGUUUGGAUCUCUGUUCCAAGUCGAAAGCGGAGAAGAUGGUUCUUUCCUCUCUCGCAUUCUACCCCUUAAACAAGAAAAUAACAUUAGUAGUGUAAUGGAAGAUUCAAGAGAUAAUAGGGAACUCGUUGACAAUAAUGAAGCUCAGAACCUUACUGGGGAAGAAAUUGAAGCUAUGCGGAGAGAGGGUGCAAAAGGGGAUGAGAUUAUUGAAGCUUUAAUUGCAAACAGCAAAACGUUUGAUAUGAAGACUCAGUUGUCUCAGGAGAAAUAUAAGCUUAAAAAGCAGAAGAAAUAUGCUCCAAAGCUGCUUCUUCGACGCCCUUUUUCUCGAAGUAUAUGUGAAGCUUAUUUCAAGAAAUAUCCAGCCAGAAUCGGAUUCUUACGAGUAGAUGCGUUAUCUCUUCUACUAACAAUGGCUAAUGUCACUGCAUACUCGGAUGUGCUUGUUGUGGAUAUGGUUGGUGGCCUUGUCACUGGUGCAGUUGCUGAACGUUUAGGAGGCACUGGUUAUGUUUGCAAUACAUAUAAGGGAAGUUCUCCAUUUCCUGUGGAGAUGGUAAGGAUGUUCAACUUUAGUGACAAGGUUUUAGAGAGGAUCGUGCAGUCAUCUAUAAACGAGCUCUCGUCAGCCAAUACCGCGUCUCCUGAAGAAAACANUUGA